Messenger RNA from Effrenium voratum, 1014 nucleotides. The record is from the annotation of a GenBank genome assembly. Lineage: Eukaryota; Dinophyceae; Suessiales; Symbiodiniaceae.
AUGCCGAAGAACUUCAAUAUCGAGAAAGACGAGCACCCGGUGAAGUUCGUUGUGGAUAACUUGACUCCUGAAAUGUACACCCCCUUGUUGAGUUGGCUUCAGGCAGGUGCUGGGGCGGUCCAGGAGGCUCCAGUGCUCUCCUUCUGGUUCAAUCUGCCAAGCGAUGGCCUUCCUGUUCUUCGGGAUUGGCUUCUGACGGCGGAGGGGGUGUACUUCUCUGGGUUCUUGAAGACUGUGAAUCUGGUGAAGCUUGUCUUGAUGCAACAUGUCGGUGUCGCGCCCAAAGCCUGGACCAUGCUGGAGCGGCACUUGCACCAGCACAAGUUCGAAAUGUCAGAAGGGCCGUUGAAGGGCGCGCCUGGCGCGUUUAUAUGGACCGAGAACAUGCCCAUUGUGAAGCAACAGGAUGAUGCAAUUUGCAAGGUGGACGGCAAGUUGAAGGAGCUUUCUUCUGAUGCGCGGAAAGCAGCAUGGACAGCCGACACCAUGAAACUCGCAAGGGAUUGCGCUGCUCUUGGCCAACUCUACCAACGUGACUUGAAGUCGCAAAGGCGAAUCGAGGACAAGAUGGAUGCCCGGAACCUGCACACGGAGCUCAUCAUCAUUCGCAUGUUUGGGAUCCAGACGACCUCCACGACGGCGCCGGUUCCUAUGGAGGACGAGCGGCCACAGGACACGCCUUUGUCUUGGGAAGGAGAACCUGACACAUUGGACCAACUUGUGGACCAGUACAUCAUUGAAUGCAAGAUGAGUGGCCGAACAGCUGGCACAACAUUGAUUCUGGUUCAGAGCAAGUCCCGGAACAACCAAACCACUGACGUGACAGAAGGCCAACAGUUCAAGUUGUACCUCGCUGCUCACGUGGAUGUGGCCGUGCCAAAGGGUGAGUACCAAAUUGCCCACGGGCCUUCAAAGUUCCAGAAAGCAGACCGCAUCGCCAAGCUGCAGCGGGAGGGGAAGCAAGGCUGGCAGCACACACACUCGUUUUCACUUGUUCAGCAAAAAGGAACUUGA